CUUAAACAGUCAUUUCAAUGGUUACUAAACAAGCAGUUUGGUUCAGAGGAUUACAUAUAAAUAUUACUUCUUUUCACCUUCUUGUCUGCCAAUUUUUUAGCUGUUCUGGAACUUUUGAAAUACUUUGUGGUUGGAAGAGAGCACUGUCUAAUUGAGCCAUGGAUAUAACCAUUAUGAUACUUAUCCUGGCUGCGUUAUCAUGUCUCUUAUAUAAGUUGACGUGGAGAGACAUGCAAGAGAUUUCACGGAAGCUGCCAAAGAACUGUAAUUGUAUUUUAUUGAACUGCAACAUAAAGAGCUCCACACGAAAAAAGCAACACUUCAAAAGGAGACUGCAGAAUUGGAAGAAGAGGUGCCCAGAUAAGUCGUUGUUUGAGGCAGAAGUUGCACGUGAGAUUGUAAACAGAAUCCAGAAGUUAACGAAAAAAGCUGGUCCGGAACCCACAGAUACGAUGGAGGUGUACUAAAUCACUGGAUAGUGAUAAACCCAUCUUGCAGAAUGUUAUUCACUCACAGGAGUCCUAUAUCAGGGGUGCACUAGGUUCUCCUUUGCUUCCUUGGGAUACUACCCCGCCCUAUACCGUCAUAAUCUCAAUCUGUGAAGAAAGUCUUCAUGGUAUAUCUGAGUUUGGCAUUUGUUAUUCGUUUUGCGAAGCAAAUCUGGUGUUCAAAUCAGAUUGCUACUGUAUACUCUGGAAAUGCAAUGCAUGAUGAAAGCUAACAUACCUACUUGUUGUCCGUGGACCACCGAAAUCUGAAGUCCAAGUUUCAGCUCUGAAGUGGCAAGAUCAAGGUAGAUUACAUCCAGCUCGGAAAUGGCAAGAUCAAGGUAGUAGACUUCGUAGACUACAUCCAAUAUCAACCUGGAGUCCUGGGAGAGUAUGUUUUUGUCACAAUUGAGAUUACUAUUUGCAAACAAAGGCUGAUUAGGUCAAAUGCGUCUUCAAAUUUGUCAUUUUUUUUUUACAAAUACAACAUAAUCUAGU
Papaver somniferum (opium poppy) is the source of this 986-nucleotide messenger RNA. RefSeq lists its product as uncharacterized. The transcript is spliced from 3 exons. NCBI's taxonomy places the organism in Eukaryota, Viridiplantae, Streptophyta, Magnoliopsida, Ranunculales, Papaveraceae. The record is from RefSeq and is a predicted model, not a curated record. Bases 159 to 467 code for a protein of 102 amino acids.